AUGAUGCUGAGCAGUGGGGCGCUGAAGACCCGAAUCGCGGCGAUCGUGGAGUCUCUGUGUCGAACCGCGGUCACGGAGAUCUCCAAGAUCGUGGAGGACGGGAUGAUGGUGCUGCGGCUGGAGACGUGCUACCGGGAGAGCGAGAUCAAGCGGCUGAAGGAGGACGUGGCGCGGCUGCAGGUGGAGCUGCGAGCGGCACAGGAGGCAGGGGCCACGCCGAGGAGAGAGCACCAAGCCCGGGAAAACAUGGCCGUCCUGAAGAAAGAGCCUUCUUUAUUUGUCACUUUUGUCCCAACGAACAACAACAACAACAACAACCACAACAACCACAACCAGCACAACCACCACAACCAGCCGCUGCCGGGGAUCCAGAACCGACCCAUCGACAGCCGCAGUGAGGACCUCGGCGCGCGGCCCUCAGAACCGUCCAGAGCCUCCAUCUUGGAACGCGACGGUGAGCAGACUCAACCUGCCAACAUGGGACGUCCCGAGAACAGCCUGGUGUUGUCACAUCUGUCUGCGCCCUCCGUGGACACGGGGCCAAGCGUCCGCCACUUCACCUUCCACUCCUUCAACGUGGAGCAGAAGAAGGAGAAGAUCUGUCCGUACUGCGGCAAGUGCUUCGAGCGCUCGGCGCACCUGGAGCGCCACAAGAUGAUCCACACGGGGGAGAAGCCGUUCCAGUGCGAGACCUGCGGCCGCUGCUUCAACCAGAAGUGCAGCCUCAAGGAGCACCGCAAGAUCCACGUCCGAGACGCUCAGAUGGCGCUGCAGCACUCGGUCUGUUUGGACAAGUCUGGAGCCAAAGCCACUGAUCCAUCCGUCCAGAACCACUCCCUGACCACCGAGGACACCCCCAAACCCCUCUCCCUCCCCCAGAACCAAGCCCUCCCCCUCCAGAACCAAGCCCCCCUCCUCCAGAACCAAGUCCCCCUCCUCCAGAACCAAGCCCCACCCCUCCAGAACCAAGCCCCACCCCUCCAGAACCAAGCCCUCCUCCUCCAGAACCAAGCCCCACCCCUCCAGAACUCUGCCUUCUCCCUCCAAAACCAAGCCCUCCCCCUCCAGAACUCUGCCCCACUCCUCCAGAACUCUGCCCCACCCCUCCAGAACUCUGCCCCAUCCCUCCAGAACUCUUCCCUACACCUCCAGAACUCUCCCCUCCCCCUCCAGAACUCGUCCCUCCCCCACCAUAAUUCUCCCCUCUUCCCCCAGAACCAAGCGCUCCUCUCUCCAAACUCCGUUCCCCUCCAGAAUUCGGCCUUCCACUCCCAGAACCAAGCCCCCCCUCUCCCUCCCCCUCAGAACUCCUCCCUCCCUCUACCCAACGCAGUGGUCCUGCCCCAGUCCUCUCCCCAUCUCCCCCCUCUCCCGGACCCCCUGGUGCCGCAGACUCAGCCCAAGUCAGAACGCGCCGAGCCCAGAUUCGAGCUGCUACAGAACCACCACGCUCCGCCCUCGAUGUUCGACGAUAACGAUUUAAACUUGAAGUUCCUGCCGUCCACUUCAUUUCUAGGUCUCCAGCCCAUCUCUCCUCCCCUGGACCCCUCGUGUGGCGGUCAGCAGUUGUGCGUAGAUAACGGUGGGAGCUCGAUGCUGGACUUCCCCAAGAGGGCGCAGCGUCCUAAGAAGAUGUACCCGUGUGCGUACUGCCCCAAGGUGUUCUGGAGGAGCGAGCACCUGGAGAGACACGUGCGGAUCCACACGGGAGAGAAACCCUACGGCUGCUACAUCUGCGGACGCUUCUUCAGCCAGACCAGCAGCCUCAAGGGCCACAUGAAGACACACAUCAACGUCAGGAUGCGCAAGAGAUACGGAGAACACGGAGACUUCCUGGAUCACCAACACAUGACCUUUCCGUCUGAAAACCAAACCUUCUCUAACCUCUUUGACAGUAACAGUGCUCAGCCGGAGUGGCCUCCUCUGGGCCCCGUGAAGCUGGAGCCCAAAGAGGAGCCUCUGGACCCCGAGUACGGAGACACCUUCCCCAACGCUAACCCCGAAGACCCGUGGAGCGCCCAAGCCAAAGUGGAAGACAUGGACCUGGACGGGGCUCAGGUCCGGAUAGAGAUGGUCCCCAACAGUAACCACUGCUCGGCGGAGUCUCAAAGCCCGCGGCCAGACCAGGAGGAGGCGACCAUCAACGAGGACAACCAGGAGUUUAACCACGAAAACCUGGAACGCAGCGAACCAGGAACGAACACCUACAUCUGCUCCGUGUGCGGAGAGAGCUACGACAACUUUAACUUAUUCCAGAAGCACCAGUGUCUAGAACAGUUGCCGAGCGGCGAGAUCUGA
This is a messenger RNA of Knipowitschia caucasica, 2298 nucleotides long. The record is from the annotation of a GenBank genome assembly. NCBI's taxonomy places the organism in Eukaryota, Metazoa, Chordata, Actinopteri, Gobiiformes, Gobiidae.